GAUUAGGUACAACAUUUACAGCUAAUGUUGCAAAAUAUUCGUUUCUGUUGUUUCAUUCUUUUGGCUUGUCGUGUUCACUUUUCAAUUCCAUCAAUUCGUCUGCGGCGUCUGAUCGUAUACGUAAUUAUUUGAUUUCUCGUUGCUAUUACGUAUUUUGUUGAAUUCUCUUAGCAAAUGUCCACAAAUCGUAUUGUUCGGGUGAUUUUAGUAUUAUUCGCGUGAGUAAUUGUGUGAGAAAUGAUGCGUGUUUCAAUAGUAAUAUUCUUAAUUUGCAGUUUGGCCGAGGUAAUACACGGCGUUGAUUUGGAAUACAAAACCUUCCGUUGUCGAAAUGGAACGUACAUCAGAAAUCAAUUAGUUUGUGAUGGAAAAAUAGACUGUGUUGGUAGUGAUAACUGGGAUUGGGAAGUUGGAAGUGAUGAACACGUAUCUUGUGAUCAAGCAAAAUGUGGCGCAGGGAAGUUCAAAUGCGGAAUUUCGAAUCAUUAUUGGCAUGAAUGCAAGAAUGCUACAGUUCGAUGUAAUACCCUUCAUGAUUGUUUGAAUACCCUUGAUGAAAGCAACUGCGGUGAUGAAAUCAACGUGAAAGAUUGCUCAUUGGGCAAAAGAAAAUAUUUAUGUGAUGAUGGAUUAAGAUGUUUGGAUUUCAAUCUCACUUGUGACGGUUUCUGUAAUUGCAUCGACUGUUCUGAUGAAAAAAGCGGCUGCUUAAAUGACGGAUAUUUGAACGUUAAUACUUCUGAAAUAGCGUGUUUCAAGACUCCUAAUGGACCGUUGUGUUGUUCAGAAUUCGAUUCUUUAUGUCAAGAAUGCGACUCAAAAAAUGAUAUUUGUGAUCACAAAUGCGUUCAGUUCGUCAAUAACACCGGAUGUUUUUGUGAUGAAAAUUAUGUCGGAGGAUUUGGCGAUGUCAGGAAUUCCAAAUGUUGGCCGAAGAAUAACAUGGUAAAAGGAGUUACGCUGUUGUACUGGACAAAUCGUAAAUUCAGAUCAAUGAAUGUUUUCACCCAUACGGAUUAUGUUACAAAAGAAUUGACGUACGAAUGUACUGCUUCAUCUGCCGCCCAUGAUUACACGUAUUAUGCUAUCGAUGAAAAUCUUGGAAGCGAUCGCGUUUAUUCCAAUUAUUUUUUUGAUGAUUCGUCCCCCAAGAAUAAACGAAUUUUCAAAAUGUCAGCGAUUUCUAACGAUGAGCCACAAGAAGUCAUCAAGUCUGGUAAUUUAAUUAGUGAACUCACUACCUACUUAAUCUCUUCUAGGUACCUAGUUAUAACUUCUUGAAAAAUUUUGAAUGGUUUUAACUCCCACUUUUGAACAUGAUAAAAAAUUGUAUCCCUGGCUGUUGAUUGGAUAACGAAUAAUAUUUAUUAUUUAUUAUUCAACAUCGUCGUCUCUAUCAGUUUGUUCAAAUGACGGUAAAAUUUGCAAACAGCUCAAAUCCGGUGAUAUAAGAUUUGUUACGUUGGCUCCAAGAUUUGGGUUAAUGUUUUGGGUUGGCCCGAAUUAUGCCACUGGACGUUCCUAUUUGGCGAAGUCUUCGAUGGAUGGAUCCGAUGAAAAUUAUUUCAAUGACGUUGAUUCUUGUAAAAUGAUGGUGGCGGAUGAAUUAACUGAGAGAUUAUAUUUCUAUUCAAGUGGAUUUGAAUUUGGAUCAUACGGUUCACAUUUACGAUCUGUAACUUUUAAAGGAGAUCAGAUGAAGAUUUGGAAAGUCGGUUCUGAUGUGCACUUCGGCACUGUUUUCGAAAAUGAAAUUUUCUUCAUCAGUAAUGAUCAAAAUAGAAUUUCCAGCAUGAAUUUGAAAACUAAAAUAGUUUCGCAGCGAGUUACCAUGGAAAAAAGUUUGUACUCGAAUGAUAUCAUAAAUAAAUUGCACGUGUAUAACCCUCUGCUUCAACGAACCCAGAUUCCGAAUCCUUGUCCAGCGUCGUGCUCUGGGUUAUGUUUGCUGCGCCCGUCUUCAUCUAAAGGUUUUUUAAAUUACACUUGUUCGAAUGAUUCUAUCAGUUUUGGCGUUUCAGUGUUUAUUAUCAUUUUAGUGGGUGGUCUUAUUUUCGCUGGUGUUUAUUUAUACCUUAAAGUUUAUAAGCGAAAUUCUUUGAAAUUUUGUUGUAAAUAAUAAUCCGCUGGUAGGUAUAUACUUACUUCAAUCCGAAAAAAAAUCAGGGAAUAUUAAAAGGUAACUUAAAGAUAGGACGAGUUUUUUGUCAGUUAGAAGCUAUAGUUCUCCGUUCAGUUUUCAGUUGCUUGUAAAAGGAAGAAAUAGCUCAAGGUUUUAUUAGUUAUUCGGUUUUGUUUAGUUUUUACUAUUAUUUUUAAGAUUAAGAAUUUUUUUGUAAAUAUUAUUAUUCCAGUGCAGUUUUUUUUAUUAAAUACUCAUACUUUU
Planococcus citri (citrus mealybug) is the source of this 2386-nucleotide messenger RNA. Its product is annotated as low-density lipoprotein receptor-related protein-like. The transcript has 11 exons. The record is from RefSeq and is a predicted model, not a curated record. Lineage: Eukaryota; Metazoa; Arthropoda; Insecta; Hemiptera; Pseudococcidae. Bases 238 to 1281 code for a protein of 347 amino acids. Gene Ontology annotation, molecular function: protein binding.